Messenger RNA from Hippoglossus stenolepis (Pacific halibut), 4257 nucleotides. RefSeq names its product solute carrier family 7 member 5 (gene slc7a5). NCBI's taxonomy places the organism in Eukaryota, Metazoa, Chordata, Actinopteri, Pleuronectiformes, Pleuronectidae. The record is from RefSeq and is a predicted model, not a curated record. Gene Ontology annotation, cellular component: membrane. The transcript is spliced from 10 exons. Gene Ontology annotation, molecular function: neutral L-amino acid transmembrane transporter activity; L-amino acid transmembrane transporter activity. Gene Ontology annotation, biological process: neutral amino acid transport; amino acid transmembrane transport. Bases 16 to 1863 code for a protein of 615 amino acids.
GAUGGGGUGCUAGUGAUGAAGCGUGAAGAUGAGGGGCUGGACUUGACUGAGGAGGAGGAAGAGGAGGAAGAGGAGGAGGAGGAGGCUGGUGGUGGUCAUGCCUGUCUCCUCUGCUCCUUUGUACACACCAGAGAACACGUUGCUCUGACUCACGCGCACUCACUCACUCACCCAGGACUCCUCGUGGCUGAGCCCGGCCGGCAGCACGCGACACACCGGACCCGCACGGAGGAAGCACCGACCGGAGGAAGAGCUCCGGGGCAGCGGGACGAGCAGCGAGGAAGAAGCGGCAGGAAAGCAACGAUGUCGGGGCUGAAAAAGAGAAACUCGAACUCCCCGGUGGACCGGGAGGAGGACAAGCACGUCACCCAGAGGAUGCUGUCCCCGGGCGAGGAGAAGGGGGACCCCGGGCCGGGGCUCGACGACAAGGUGGCCGGGGAGGCUGCGGGCGGGGAGGGAUCGGAGGACGGGGUCGGCCUGAAGAGGACCAUCACCCUGGUGAACGGCGUGGCCAUCAUCGUGGGUACCAUCAUCGGCUCCGGCAUCUUCGUGACCCCCACCGGCGUGGUGCGGGAGGCCGGCUCCGUGGGGCUGUCCCUGAUCGUGUGGUCGGUGUGCGGGGUCUUCUCCACGGUGGGCGCCCUGUGCUACGCGGAGCUGGGGACCACCAUCUCCAAGUCCGGGGGGGACUACGCCUACAUCCUGGAGGUGUACGGCUCGCUGCCCGCCUUCCUCAAGCUGUGGAUCGAGCUGCUCAUCAUCCGCCCGUCCUCCCAGUACAUCGUCGCCUACGUGUUCGCGACCUACCUCCUGAAGCCCGUGUUCCCCGAGUGCCCGGUGCCGGAGAACGGGGCCAAGCUGGUGGCCUGCCUCUGCAUCCUCCUGUUGACCUUUGUGAACUGCUACAGCGUGAAGGCGGCCACCAGAGUGCAGGACUUCUUCGCCGCAGCCAAACUUCUGGCGCUCGGACUCAUCAUCAUCAUCGGCUUCGUGAGGAUCGGCCAAGGGGACACGGACGGACUUCUUCCAGAAAAUUCGUUCGAAGGGUCCAAAUAUGAGUUUGGAAGCCUCGGCCUGGCUCUGUACAGCGGCCUGUUUGCCUACGGUGGCUGGAACUACUUGAAUUUUGUCACUGAGGAGAUGAUCGACCCUUACAGGAACCUCCCUCGAGCCAUCAUCAUCUCUCUGCCCAUCGUGACCGUCGUGUACGUGCUGACCAACCUGGCGUAUUUCACCACGCUCUCCCCGGAUCAGAUGCUGAACUCGGAGGCCGUGGCUGUGGAUUUUGGAAACUACUACCUGGGUCCAAUGUCCUGGAUCAUCCCCGUGUUCGUAGGUCUGUCCUGCUUUGGAUCGGUCAACGGCUCCUUGUUCACAUCGUCCAGGUUGUUCUACGUGGGCUCUCGGGAGGGUCACCUGCCCAGUCUGCUGUCGAUGAUCCACCCGACCCUGCUGACCCCACUGCCCUCACUUCUGUUCACUUGUUUGAUGACGCUGCUCUACGCCUUCUCCAACGACAUCUUCUCCGUCAUAAACUUCUUCAGCUUCUUCAACUGGCUCUGCAUCGCCAUGGCAAUCGUCGGGAUGAUGUGGCUGCGUUACAAGAAGCCCGAGCUGGAGCGACCCAUCAAGGUGAACAUUCUGCUGCCGGUGAGUUUCGUGCUGGCCUGCCUCUUCCUCAUCGUCGUCUCCUUCUGGAAAACUCCAAAGGAGUGCGCCAUCGGCUUCGGCAUCAUCGCCACCGGCGUGCCCGUCUACAUGCUGGGCGUGUGGUGGAAGACCAAACCCAAGUGGCUGCUGCGUGGAAUCUAUUCGACGACGGCCUUUUGUCAGAAGGUGAUGGAGGUCGUGCCUCAGCACUAGUGGAAGACCCCGCCUUUAACUUCAGCCAGUGGCCUAUCAGAUCCAACGGACAGUGAUCUCCACUGACCCCCUUCACACACACACACACACACACACACACACACACACACACACACACACACCCUGUCUGCAGGGUGCUGAUAAGGACCUAAUGAAGACGGACACGUGCAGAUUUCUGUGGCCACCACGUUUUUGCGGCCUUCGACUAAUUUUCUUCUGUCUAUUUUGUUGCUGACAUUUUUGGGAUUUGUUUGUUCAUCACCGACUAUUUUUAGUCACUAACUUUCCUUCGUAGGCUCUUGUGCAUCGUUACUGUGCAUUUCAAUGUAUUUGUUUUAUUUUAAUGUCUGUUUUUUGUGCAUAAGUUUCUGUAGAAUAUCCUCCUACUCGGGGAAACCUGUGGUAUUUAGCAAGUUGUGCCUUAAGUGGCACCUGACGACCUGUUUUUAGUUUCUGGUGAAAACAGGUGUAAAGAGCUCAAGUGUGGAACCUUCACAACGGGGCAGUUUUUAGAAAUACUGAUGGCAACAGCCUAGUUGUUGCUUAGCAAGACGAAGCUUCUCCUCUCUAAGGUUUUUAUUCCAGUUCUGUAGCACGUUUCAGAGUCUUGUGUCUUUUACGUGUUGUUUUGUCAUCAAACUGAUCUCGGUUCAGACAGUUUUUAAAAGUGUCUGCGCUGCUGCGGGAAACAACCGAAGCUGAAGGAAGAUCUUAAGUAGUUUUUUAAAAUUUUUCAUGGUGACCACACUGUUGAUAAAUGUUGUCCCGUCACAAAUCUGCAGUUAGAAAGAUCAACUCCCAGUCAACUGUGGUUGGUUCAUCGAUUCUACACACAAGGUUUCUUUUUUUUUUCGGGAGGAGGUUUAGACCUUUGUCAAGUCUGGGGGAAAUAGCCCUGAUGAUGUCAUAGUGAUGUCAUUAGAAACUGCCCAUGUGUGAAUUUACUCAGAGAAUGAAAAGGAAGAGGUUCCUAGAUUCAUAUGAUGGUAAACACGUGCUUACUAUGUGCAGCCUACUGAUGUCACCUCACAGGAUUUCUGGGUAUUGAAGUUGUCACACGUCUGUGGGGAGAUUUUUGUUUUUGUUUUGACCGUCACUGCAAAGUGGGUCAAACUGCUGUUGACCUUAUUUUUUGGGUCAGUGAUGUCAUUGUCACUGUCGGGAUCAAUAACUCUGAGCUCCGUUAACACUCCACAACGCUGGACACACACUGUAACACAACCGUGGACCAGAAACGCACAGUCAGCUCAGAGCAGGGUGAUAUGAAGAAGCCAGAGACUCUGAGUAAAGAUGGACGACGCGUCUCCACUCGUACCUCAGACACGGCUGCAGCCACUUUGAGAUUCUGACCUUAGUUGGAGCCAGAGUCUGUUCGUUAGGGAUCGAGGAGCUUUGGGUUCAAGAUCCUGCCGAUACAAGUCAAACGUGAUAUUCCCCCCCAGAAAGAACCCGUCUUUGAGAAAGUUCCGCUUGGUCCAUGUCCCACCUGCUCACAUGGAGGAGGUAGGGCUUACGACCAAUACUGCAGUCAGCCACCAGGGGGGCGAUCAAUCAAUACUAUUUGGCUUCACUUUCGGUCUCGUCGUCCAUCUUUAUUCUCAGUCUGUGGAAGAAAGCUGACACUCUGGUUUUCAUGUUGUUGUGUUUUCUACAUUGGACGAUGCAGUUUCUUGUUUUCAUGUUUGUCGGACGCGCACAGAUAAACCGCAACUUCUGAAUUAGCAGGCAGUUGUUAAAUUUACACGUUUUAUGUUUCACUGUUCCACACUUACAUUUUCUGUCACACGCACAUUUCAGUGUGUGUCUGUCUGUGUGUGUGUGGGGUUAUUGUGGGUGGGGGUGAAGGGUCGCAGAGAUUCAAAUAAUCAGAGAGGCAACCACAGGCUUCGGUCCAUGGAGAGGGAACAGGAAGGAGAUUUGUUGUUUUGUUUUUGGGGGGGGGGUGAAUACAGAAGGAAAAAUAUUUUUCCGAUCACGAUGAACUGUUUUUUUUUUUUGUUGUUUUCAUCCUUUUCGGUUGUCUCAGCUGCAGAAAACCCAGUUAGUGCUGUAUUAUUAACGUUGACUCUCCUCCUGCAAACGGACCAAACGUGCACGACUGUGGCUGACGUCAUUUCCGUAGAGACACUGUGACCCCGCCCGCCCUGCGUGGAGGCGGGUGGGGUGUUGCCAUGGAGACGGGAUGCAGGAGGGGUUCAUGUGUUUGUUUUAGAUCCUUUCUAACACUCCAGCCGUCGCACGGAGCCGAUGUGGAAACUAACCUCAAUAGGACUGUAGAAAGUUUAUUUAUUUAUUUCUAGGAAACCUUAUUGUUUACUGUUUAGUCCCUCUAAUAUGUUUACAGGGCAUUUUGUGGAAAGUGCUUUUCAAAUAAAUCUGGAGGUUUUUUUUCCA